ACUGCUCCCAAAAUGUCAUCUCCUCCGCUCAACGUACUCAUCACCGGCGCUAGCCGAGGCAUUGGUCGAGCAACCGCCAUCCUCGCUGGCGAAAGGCACUGGAACAUCGGUAUCAACUAUGUCCGCGAUAUGGAAUCUGCCAAGUCCUGCCAGGCAGAAGUCCAGGUAUCCGGCGGUCAGGCCAUCGUUGUAGCCGCCGACAUGAAGCACGAAGACCAAGUCCGGGAGCUCUUCGACGCCGUAGAGAAGGAGUACGGCACUCUCGACGGCGUGGUAAUCAACGCGGGCAUCACUGCUCAAGCCAUGCCCUUAGCAGACAUGGAAAUUGAGCGGCUGAAGCGAGUGUUUGAUACGAACAUUCUCGGGGCGUACCUCUGUGCGAGAGAAGCCGCGAGACGGAUGCCGGCUUCCAAGGGUGGGCGAGGAGGUAGUAUUGUGUUUGUGUCCUCGGCCGCAGCGCGACUGGGAAGUCCGAACGAAUAUGUCGACUAUGCGGGUUCGAAGGGUGCGAUUGAUACCUUGACGACCGGCUUGGCGAAAGAACUUGGUCCGCUGGGAAUUAGGGUGAAUUCAGUGCGUCCUGGUAUCAUCAGGACGGAUAUCCAUGAGCUUUCGGGAGAUCCUUCGCGUGUUGACAGGCUGGGCAAUCAGGCGCCCAUGGGGAGGGCGGGAGAGGCGAGUGAGGUUGCGGAAGCGAUUGUGUGGCUGUUGUCACCGGCAAGCUCAUAUGUUACCGGGACGUUUAUUGAUGUUGCUGGUGGAAGAUGA
Molecule: messenger RNA, 768 nt
Organism: Zymoseptoria tritici IPO323
Lineage: Eukaryota; Fungi; Ascomycota; Dothideomycetes; Mycosphaerellales; Mycosphaerellaceae
Exons: 1
Coding region: 13-768 (251 amino acids)
Molecular function (GO): oxidoreductase activity
Source: RefSeq, a predicted model, not a curated record